This is a messenger RNA of Lactuca sativa (garden lettuce), 665 nucleotides long. Lineage: Eukaryota; Viridiplantae; Streptophyta; Magnoliopsida; Asterales; Asteraceae. The record is from RefSeq and is a predicted model, not a curated record.
CUCACUACCCAUACCAUCUCCUUUCCCUAUUUAUUCAAAUCAGGUAACCAAAAGGAAGAAAAAAAAAAGUAAGAGAAAGAGAAUACACACACAGUUUAAUUAAGUUGUUUUGAGUUGUGACAAGUUGAAAGAUGGAAGUUGUUGAAGAUGAUUUGUUCUUUGCAGACUUGAGUAAGAGGAUCUCGCUUCUGAUCAUGGAUGAUGAUGAAGACCCUACUCUUCACUGUCCUCCUGUUUCGUUUCAGGUUAUCUCUCAAACAAUCCAUCCCAUUCAUAACCAAAUACCAAGUUUUCAUGAGCAAAAUGCUAGAAGGGAAGUAAAAGGAACGGGAGUGUUUAUCCCACGAUCAUCAACAAAUCCAAGGAGAAGUAAGCAAUCAAGAUCCAAGUCAUCCAACACAAGGGUUCAAAGUCAAAGGCAUGUUGAUAAUUCAAGUGGACACUUUCCUCAUGAACCCUACCACAAUCAGACUACUACUAACAAUUGUUACAAUUCCUUGAAUCACAAAAGAUGCUACUGAUCGAUAUCAAUAUAUAUCAAUUAGCUAGCUAAAUAAGCCUUAAUAUACAACUGGAUGUAUAACCUCAAUUCAUCGAAUAUGUAAGUGUGUAUUUACUUUGUUGCAUCUAUUUUUUAUGGAAAAGAUGAGUGAUUUUUGUGGGUA